This is a messenger RNA of Salvia hispanica, 1696 nucleotides long. Its product is annotated as phosphoglycerate mutase-like protein 4. Gene Ontology annotation, cellular component: cytosol; cytoplasm. NCBI's taxonomy places the organism in Eukaryota, Viridiplantae, Streptophyta, Magnoliopsida, Lamiales, Lamiaceae. Gene Ontology annotation, molecular function: phosphatase activity. The record is from RefSeq and is a predicted model, not a curated record.
AUUUGAUAAUCUUGGAAUAUUAAUGUUCCAAAUUCGAAUAUUAUGAUUGCAGUAAACGUGUAUAGUGCAAAGUGUGUGAGCCAAUUCCGCAAAUCUCCGCCACACUCCAUUCCCAACUCUCGACCUAACCGCCUGCUCUACACAAACACAAGCCUCAAACGUUUUCCACCGUUUUCCACUACCGUUUUCGCCGGCGAUCGCAUGGCCAGCUCGGGAUCAAGUGCCUCUGUUUUAGGUACUUUUGAUUGUACUGAGAAUGGUGGAACGAUCGAGUGUGUUAGCCCUAAAUAUGCAGAAAUAAUUGUAAUUCGUCACGGCGAAACGGAGUGGAAUACUGAUCGCAGAAUCCAGGGGCACCUGGAUGUGGACUUAAAUGAUGUUGGGCGACAGCAGGCCUUUGCAGUGGCUGACCGGAUUUCAAAGGAGCCCAAAAUCUCUGCAGUAUAUUCAUCAGACUUAAAACGAGCAUUUUGCACUGCCGAGAUAAUAGCAAAAGGCUGUGGGGUAACUGAGGUUGCUAAAGAAGCAGACUUGAGGGAGAGACAUCUUGGAGACCUUCAAGGGGUUGUCUUUCAUGAAGCUCAGAGAGUCAAACCAGAAGCUCAUAAAGCAUUUGUUUCUUCCCAUGAAGAUCAAGAAAUUCCAGGUGGUGGAGAGAGUUUCAAUCAACUAUACAAACGUAGCACUUUGGCUUUGCAAAGGAUAGCGAAGAAACACCAAGGUGAGAGAGUGGUUGUAGUGUCACACGGCGGUACCAUCAGAGCACUUCACAAACGGGCUUCUCCACAUCAGCGGUGUGGGAAGGUUCUCAACACUUCCGUCAACAUAUUUCACCUCUCUGAGGAUGGGAAAUGGUGCAUUAAGUCAUGGGGCGAUGUGAGUCACCUCAACCAAACCAGCUUUCUGGAUUCGGGCUUUGGCGGAGAUCGGAACUCUGGCUAAGGUACUAGAUUUCUCAUAGUGAGGGAGAGACUGAGUCAUACUAAUAUUUUUUGUCAAAACAUUAUGACGUUCUGUAUUUUUUUUUGAGUAAAGGCCAAAAGUGGUCCCUAACAUAUGGCCGUUUUAUCAAUUUGGUCCUUAACAUUAUCUUUUUGAUUAUUUGGUCCCUCACAAAUGAAUUUUGACCCGAAUCGGUCCCCCAAUUAACAGAUUCGUUAAAAAAUAGACGGUGAUUGCAAAUUUGACUAAAUUAAAUUACUAAUUGUAAUUAAUUACACUUAAUUAAAAUUCUUAAUCUUAACAAAAUUAAACACGCAGCAUCCCUGACCAAAUCGGCGACGUUCGCCUGCAUCAAGCUGAUCCGAUCGAGAUGUUUCAUUUGGGGGAAUUUGGGGAAAGGGGAAGCACCGCCCACGGCGGUGGGCGCUCACCGACCAAAUUAACUACAAUUAGUAAUUUAAUUUAGUCAAGUUUGCAAUCACCGUCUAUUUUUUAACGGAUCUGUUAAUAAGGGACCGAUUCGGGUCAGAAUUCAUUUGUGAGGGACCAAAUAAUCAAAAAGAUAAUGUUAAGGACCAAAUUGAUAAAACAACCAUAUGUUAGGGACCACUUUUGGCCUUUAUUCUUUUUUUUUUUUGACAAUAUGCAAUAAAAAAAACAUGCACCUCUUAUUUUUCUCGAUCUGAGAAAAUGUUAAUCCUAUCUUAUGUUACGGAUCAUUGAUAAGAGUUCAAUAUAUUACCAAUUAAUUAUA